Molecule: messenger RNA, 1182 nt
Organism: Arvicola amphibius (Eurasian water vole)
Lineage: Eukaryota; Metazoa; Chordata; Mammalia; Rodentia; Cricetidae
Gene: Faxc
Product: failed axon connections homolog, metaxin like GST domain containing
Exons: 6
Coding region: 1-1182 (393 amino acids)
Cellular component (GO): cytoplasm
Source: RefSeq, a predicted model, not a curated record
AUGCACUGGGGGGUUGGCUUUGCCUCGUCCAGGCCGUGCGUGGUGGACCUGAGCUGGAACCAGAGCAUCUCUUUCUUCGGCUGGUGGGCCGGGUCCGAGGAGCCCUUCUCCUUUUAUGGGGACAUCAUCGCUUUCCCUUUGCAGGAUUACGGUGGGAUCAUGGCAGGGCUGGGCUCGGAUCCCUGGUGGAAGAAAACCCUUUAUUUGACCGGGGGAGCUUUGCUGGCCGCGGCUGCGUAUCUGCUCCACGAACUCCUGGUCAUUAGGAAACAGCAAGAGCUUGACUCCAAGGAUGCUAUUAUUUUACAUCAGUUCGCAAGACCUAAUAAUGGGGUCCCCAGCUUAUCUCCUUUCUGUCUGAAAAUGGAAACCUACUUAAGAAUGGCAGACCUACCCUAUCAGAACUAUUUUGGUGGAAAGCUCUCUGCUCAAGGAAAAAUGCCUUGGAUUGAAUAUAACAAUGAAAAAGUGUCUGGCACAGAGUUCAUAAUCGACUUUCUGGAAGAGAAACUUGGAGUGAACUUAAACAAACACCUUGGCCCUCAUGAAAGAGCCGUCUCAAGAGCCGUCACCAAGAUGGUGGAAGAGCACUUCUACUGGACGUUAGCUUAUUGCCAGUGGGUGGACAAUCUCAAUGAGACCCGGAAGAUGCUGUCUCUUAGUGGUGGUGGUCCCUUCAGUAACCUGCUCAGGUGGGUCGUGUGCCACAUAACAAAAGGAAUUGUGAAACGGGAGAUGCACGGCCACGGCAUUGGCCGCUUCUCGGAGGAAGAGAUUUACAUGCUGAUGGAGAAGGACAUGCGGUCUUUAGCGGGGCUUUUGGGUGACAAGAAGUACAUCAUGGGGCCUAAGCUUUCCACUCUUGAUGCCACUGUCUUUGGGCACUUGGCACAGGCAAUGUGGACUUUGCCAGGGACAAGGCCAGAGCGGCUAAUCAAAGGGGAGCUGAUCAACCUCGCCAUGUACUGUGAGAGGAUCAGGCGGAAGUUCUGGCCUGAGUGGCACCAUGAUGACGACAAUACCAUCUACGAGUCCGAGGAGAGCAGCGAGGGCAGCAAGACUCACACACCCAUGCUGGAUUUUAGCUUCUACUCAAGGACAGAGACCUUCGAAGACGAGGGGGCUGAGAACAGUUUUUUCCAGGACGCCAGACACGGAUUUCACGGGACACUCUCUCUUUGA